Messenger RNA from Paecilomyces variotii, 1983 nucleotides. RefSeq names its product vacuolar sorting protein. The transcript has 4 exons. The coding region runs from base 1 to 1983 and encodes 660 amino acids. Lineage: Eukaryota; Fungi; Ascomycota; Eurotiomycetes; Eurotiales; Thermoascaceae. The record is from RefSeq and is a predicted model, not a curated record. Gene Ontology annotation, biological process: intracellular protein transport; vesicle-mediated transport. Gene Ontology annotation, cellular component: CORVET complex; fungal-type vacuole.
AUGGCCCCUCGUCCUGGGUCUGAUGCUGAUUAUAUCCGAGACAAGGCCCGGAGGGACCUUCUCGACCUCCUCGAAGGCGUCCGGGGUAAGAAGAAUCUAGUUAUAAGCAAAGACCUGGCUGGUCCGGUCGGCCUGUUUGUCAAGUUCUCCGUUCUUCAGGAAUAUGGCGUAGACCGCGUGUUUUUGCUCGAGAAUGCCAAUGUCGACUCCUCCCAACGCAAUGUGGUCUUUUUAAUACACGCAGAGAAGGCGCAUCAGGUGCAGAAGACAGCCGAGCAGGUCAAAAAGCUGCAGCGCAAUGGCACCGUCGAGCACGAGUUCUCCAUUUUCUGGGUACCGCGAAGAACCCUCGUCAGUAACAAGAUCCUUGAGGAGGAAGGUAUAAUCGGCGAUGUGAAUAUCGCUGAAUUCCCCUUGUACUUUCUGCCUCUGGAGCAGGAUGUGCUCUCGCUGGAGCUGGAAGACUCUUUCAGCGAUCUGUAUCUGCACAAGGAUCCAGGCUGUGUAUUCUUAGCGGCGAAAGCUCUUAUGCAGAUCCAGCAGAGACAUGGCUUCUUCCCGCGCAUUGUAGGCAAGGGCGAUAAUGCCAGACGCCUAGCAGAUCUCUUGCUCCGUAUGAGACGUGAGCUAGAUGCCGAAGAGUCUUCUGGUCUUAACGAUCCCUCUGCAAGGGGACUUCUGCCCAGUGCCACGAUCGAUAACCUGAUCAUUAUCGAUCGAGAAGUGGACUUUGGCUCCGUUCUACUGACACAGCUCACGUAUGAAGGAUUAAUAGACGAGUUCGUCGGCAUUAAGAAUAAUCAGGCUGAUAUUGACUCCGCCAUAGUCGGUGCUGCACCGCUUCAAUCAGCGCAGGCUUCAAGCUCGGCUGCUCCUCAGCCAGCACCAAAGCCAGGCACCAAACGAAAAAUCCAGCUGGACUCCACAGACCAACUGUUCAACCAGCUGAGAGACGCCAAUUUCGCGAUAGUGGGCGAUAUACUCAACAGGGUAGCACGCCGUCUGGAAAGCGACUACGAAAGUCGUCAUGCAGCGAAAACAACUCACGAGCUUCGCGACUUUGUGAAUAAGUUGCCGGCGUAUCAGCAAGAACACCAAAGCCUCAAGAUUCAUACUAAUCUUGCCGAAGACAUUAUGCGGCAGACGCGCUCAGAUAUCUUUAGAAAAAUACUUGAGGUGCAGCAGAACAAUGCUGCCGGCUCGGAUCCUACAUAUUAUCAUGAGACUAUCGAGGAGCUUAUCGCGAGAGACGUCCCGCUAAAGACUAUUCUGCGACUGCUGUGUCUAGAGUCCUGUAUGUCUGGCGGUCUCCGAUCAAAAGACCUUGAGAACUUCAAGAGGGAGAUCCUACAAGCUUAUGGCUACCAACAUCUGCUAACGUUCCGUGCCCUGGAGAAGAUGGAGCUUCUUCAGCCACGCUCUUCCGCAACUGCCAUGCUAAUCCCGACAGGUGGCGCGCAAACUGGUUCCAAAACGAACUACAGCUACCUCCGAAAGAACCUGCGUCUUGUAGUCGAAGAAGUAAGCGAGCAGAAUCCCGAAGAUAUAUCCUAUGUAUACAGCGGCUUUGCGCCUCUCAGUAUCCGACUGGUCCAAUGCGUGCUGCAGAAGCCAUAUAUUGCUUCGCUUAUUAAGGGGGGCCCAACGCCGGCUGCUGUGAAUACUGCCAGCACUGCUUCACCCGGCUGGCUCGGAUUUGAGGAUGUGGUGAAAAGUGCCCGCGGCUCCACCUUCAGCAUAGUCCAAAAGGGCGACGACAAAGCCGUUCGUGCGCGACAGACUCUCAGUGGCAACGACGCGGUGAAGACCGUGUACGUCUUCUUCCUGGGUGGCAUCACUUUUACAGAAAUUGCUGCCCUGCGAUUCAUUGCUCGCCAGGAAGCGCAGAGAAGAAAGAUCAUCAUCUGCACCACGAGCAUCAUCAGCGGAGACAGAAUGAUGGAGGCGGCAAUUGAGACGCGGGACUUUGCGAAAACAGCAUAG